CGCCUUGUUUUCAUCCUCGCUGGCAUCUUCAGAGAGAGAGAGAGAGAGAGAGAACCUUCUGGAAUCCCGAAUUCUCCGUCCUGCCACGAAAUCUAUAGGCCAAAAGUCGUCAAAGUUUUCGCCAUACGUUAUGAGCUCUGACCCGAUUCCGGCGCCGGCGGCCGAUCAUUCCCAAACCCAACCCCCAAAACCGGAACCCCAAUCUCAAUCAUCUGACUACGCUCCCUACCCCAAGCUCGACCCGAACGACACCGUUCCGGUCUCCCUCGCUUCAGAUCCUCCCCUGCAGCAGUCUAGGUCACCGCCGGCUGCCGGAGGCCCCGCCCCUGUCGCCGGCUACGCCGCUACCACCAUGCCACCCGAGUCCAACCCUUACGUCUCCCCUGCUCCCGCAUCCGGACCCGGUUCCUCCGUUAAAAAUACAAUGGAUACAAUGAAGAAUGUGUUAGGAUCAUGGGGAAAGAAGGCAGUUGAGGCAACAAAGAAGGGCCAGGAUCUUGCUGGGAAUAUGUGGCAGCAUUUGAAAACUGGUCCAAGCAUGGCUGAUGCUGCAGUUGGGAGACUUGCUCAGGGAACAAAGAUUUUGACAGAAGGUGGCUAUGAGAAAGUCUUCCGGCAAACAUUUGAGACUGCUCCUGAGGAGAAACUGUUGACGGCCUACGCCUGCUACUUAUCCACUUCUGCUGGCCCCGUUAUGGGACUUCUUUACUUGUCUUCUGCAAAAAUAGCCUUCUGUAGCGAUGCUCCUCUGUCUUAUAAAGUUGGUGAGCAAACACAAUGGAGUUAUUACAAGGUGGUCCUUCCAAUCCAUCAGCUGAAAGCAGUUAAUCCAUCAGCGAGCAAAGUAAAUCCAGCUGAGAAGUUCAUCCAAAUUAUCUCUGUCGACAAUCACGAGUUUUGGUUCAUGGGAUUCGUAAACUAUGAUAGUGCUGUCAAGAGUUUGCAAGGCGUUUUGAUGGGACAUUCAUAGACAGGUCACCCACCCACUGCAUUUCCUGUCAGCAGAUGUGUGUGUGGUAUAUACUUGUGUGUGCUAUUAGUAUUGUUAUACUGCAUUUGAGCUUGGGGCAUUUCCAUAUAUAAUUUAUUUUAUUUACAAGUUAAAGGAUUGUUGUAGUGUAUAUGUGGUUUCAGACCAUCUGGCAUUGCAAUAUAUGAAUGGUUCUUUAUUGUGAA
Messenger RNA from Ipomoea nil (Japanese morning glory), 1176 nucleotides. Its product is annotated as GEM-like protein 1. The transcript is spliced from 4 exons. NCBI's taxonomy places the organism in Eukaryota, Viridiplantae, Streptophyta, Magnoliopsida, Solanales, Convolvulaceae. Bases 131 to 970 code for a protein of 279 amino acids. The record is from RefSeq and is a predicted model, not a curated record.